Molecule: messenger RNA, 6855 nt
Organism: Acanthoscelides obtectus
Lineage: Eukaryota; Metazoa; Arthropoda; Insecta; Coleoptera; Chrysomelidae
Source: the annotation of a GenBank genome assembly
AAAAUAGAUUGCUACAAUGAAGCAUUUCUCAUUUCUCCUCUAGUCGUGUGAUGUAAACGCUCGCGGCAACAUCGGCAAGGUUAUCGAAGGACGAAAGUUCUGACAAGUGUCAUUUUAGGUCAAGGUUAGGGUAAACGUCACUGCUUGUCAAAUUAUAACAACAACCGUCCACCGCUUCACUACUUUUAAAAUUGUCCCUUCAAAAUCUAACUUUUCGGUAUGCUUCUAAAAUUCUCUGUGCUUUGUUUAAUAUUCCAUUGUGUGCAUUGUAUAUCCCACCAUCCUAUUCUAAUUAUCGUAUCUUAUGACGCCUUUCAUAUAACUUUUUUGACACUAAACUCGUUCCGCAUAUGGAAUCAUUGAAGAAGCAGGGCACUUACGCUGAUUAUUUGUUAAACGUUUUUCCUACUAAGACUUUUCCGAAUCAUCAGUCAAUAGCCACUGGUUUGUACCCAGAAACUCACGGUGUUCUGGGUAAUACAUACUAUGAUCCUGAGACAAAGAGGGUCGAGCACAUUGGGCAACAAAUGUUUCAUUACUCUGAUUAUGUUGUGCCAAUCUGGGUAAUAUCAUGGAUAACUGAUAGAAAAAAGCCAGCAAAUCUAGUUAUGUUUUACAUAGAGCAACCAGAUGCAUAUGGGCAUGCAGUUGGUACAAAUGCUCCUCUAUUCAAAGAUAUGCUGAGAAAGCUAGAUAAUGCUACCAAAUAUUUACAGGAUCAACUUGAAGCCCACCAUUUAGCAGAUAAGGUUAAUGUUAUUCAACUAAGUGAUCAUGGAAUGAUCACCAUUACUCCUCAGACUUUCAUUAACAUCACUCAGUACAUGAAGGAGGGCACUUAUACAUGGGCUGGAGCAAGUCCUUGUAUCCAAAUUACCCCACAGAAAGGUCAUGAAGAGGAAAUAUACUUGGCACUGAAAGAUGCAUCCAUAAAAAAUGGCCAUUUUAAAGUAUAUAAAAAGCAAGAUUAUCCAAACAGUGGCACUACAAAAACAAUCCAAGGGCUGCUCCAAUCUUUGUAAUGGCAGAUGUUGGUUGGGCCUUGGAUGAUCUCAUAGAAACUGCUCCAAAUAUGCAAAGGCAUUCAAUUUCACAUUAACCAACAGUUCUGAAUUUGGUGUACAUGGCUAUGACACCAAUGUUGCUGACAUGCACCCUUAUUUUAUGGCUCGGGGUCCAAAAUUAAAAAAGCAGCAUAGAGUAUCCCCAUUCCAUACUGUAGACCUGUUCAACUUGUUCACUGAAAUCUUGGAGUUACCCCAAAUUCCUAAUAAUGGAACACUAGGAAACAUUGUAGAUAUUUUGAAUGAUAAUAAACAAGGAAGAUACAAUGUGGGAUCUAUUGUGAUGGUUACAGUAGGUGGAAUCGUAGCUGGACUCAUCGUCAUAGCCCUUAUAACAGUUAUUAUACUGCUAAUAGUAAAACAUCAACAGAACCUUACAACUGUUGCAGCUCUAAAUAAACGCUUCCCUCAAACUUUCCAAAAUCAUAUAGAAUCUCAACAUCUGUUGGAUGCAGAAUAUGCGUAAAAUGCUGUUUCAACACUUUUGUUACAUUAGAAACUCUAGAUGACAUAUUUUUGUUAGAGUUUACUUAAUGUUCGGAGAUUCAGACGGUUGAAAAAUAAGUAUACACUGUAUACCAUCUAGAACACUUAAUUUUGAUUGAGGUAGUAGACGUAUUUCAGAAGAGUUUCAUUCUGUCAUGAAAGAAUGUGAUUUUCAGUUAUUGAAUGACUAGUGAUUAACCACUUUUGGUUACUUAAUAUCUUGUUACGAAUGAUGCAUAUCUAUCAUAGAUAUUCACCAAUACCUACUUUUUUAUAUAUAUAGAAAAAAUACAAGAACAUCAGCCCUAGUUCAAUAUAAUUUUACAAGUUAACUUUCACUCCCUUCAUUCGGAUCGAAACUAUAUAUCGUCGCAUAAGUUCUUUGUGUAACUCAAAACUGAAAACUUUUUAGGAGAGCAAUAAUGGGUCUUUUCAUAUCCUAUCGAAUAUUAUGCAUGUGUUAUAAUCCUCCAUGUUUGUCUGGCCGCUGAAUGAAACCACAUAAUGUCUGAAAUACUGUUUACUGACGAGUUUUCGGGUUUUGGUGACCUUUUCCAAGUUCGUGCUUAGCUAUUUUUUAAGUUACACGGUGCUAGAACUAGAGCGACGAAAUAUAGUUUUUGAUAGACGCAGAGUUUUUUUAAUACAGCCACUACCUUUAUUUUUAUUUUUCAUUGAUUUCUGAAAUGAAAUUAUUCAAAAGACGGGCUUGCAUGAUAUAUCCAAAUACGAUAUGAAACAAAAUCGAUGUCUAGCUAUCUCAAAGAAGCUCAUUUAGCUUUUAAUCUAAAAUGUACAUGUUAAUCAUUCUGAGACAAUGCAAAUAUAUUUGCAUUAGCAUAACCAUAAUGCGUCAAUCAUUAAAAUCGCAUCGGUAAGGCUUUCAUUAAUCUAAGGAACAUUGUGAUUGUAAAUACGUCCAAUUUUAUACAUUAAGAUUAUCAUCGUAGUUAAAGAAAUAAGUAGAUUGUUGUAGCAUCUUGAAUCUUGAGUCCUAUUCGUUUUUCGACAAUAACGGUUGUCAAGAUGGUGGUAGAACGCAAAUAUGUUAAAAUAGUCUCUAUUCAACAGUUUUGAGUUUUCUUUUUGUUAAAGCUCAUGCUGAUAAUUUUAGGUUUAUGCACUACACAAAUUGAACAAAAUUACGCUUUUUUUAAUCUAACGGUUUUCCAUUGUUUUUGAGAAUAUUUUAAGAUAUUGCUAUUUCUGUAUAACUGGUUAUAGGGUUAGACACCAUGCACACGAAGAGACAUAAGUUUAUUGAUUUAAAUGGCGAAUUAUUGUAUAUUCUGCCUUAUUGAACCUUUACCUAUCACAUUGUGUUUUGCGUAGAUGCAAUUGUCCGAAAAAUUUAAAAUAAGAAACCAUGUGUGUGUGCAGGUCAAAUUUUGUAACCAGUCGUUCAUAAAGCUACCUUUCUCUAGUCCAGUCUGUGUUGUAAAUAAUAUUAGGAAGCUGUGCAAUAUGAAAGGUUACCUACGAUUGAUUCUUGUAAUAAUAACCAUUAAGUAACAAACAAACUUGGUGGUGACGUAAUUUAAAUGAAACAUCAUCCACUUCAUAUAUACACCUAUAUACUCUAAAAUAAAUUGUUGCAUGUAGUUGAAUAUAGCAUGUAGUAUGCAAAUAAUUCACUAAUAAUAUUUGCUAAUGAAUAUUUUUAUAAACCUCUCUUCUAUAUGCUACUCGUUAGAAUUCAAGUGUGCAUACUAUUUAGUUCAGUUUGCUCCAAAUUUAAAACAUGUUGUAACAACAAAUGGAAAAGAUAUAUUAUACCUUUUUCCUUUUUAUUCGAAUGGCAGUUCUUAAGUGUCUAAAGCUCAACGGAAAUAAUAGAGAUUGCCUGCUUUUCUUUUUUUGCAAGGAAAAAAGUAUGCAUUGAUAAAAAAAUGCAUUACAAAAGUCUCCUAAAUAGCUUUCAAAAAAUCAUUAACGAAAGGUGGCCAUAAUCGCAUCCUCCAAAAUAUUGUAUCUUAUUACAUCUUGAAAAUCAUUGCUUGUUUUUGGUGGCUUAUAACUUAUCUGUAGUUGAGAUGGAUUGUGAUAAAUGCUAUGAAUAGCAUGAGUUAAGCUUGAAGUGGGUGAUUACUCCUGGACGAUUUUUUAUGUAUGGACGACAUUUGUUAAUGACAGGUUCUGUUAUAGGGGGAUCGAAAACACAUACUGCACAGUCGUUUACUUUGGAAUUUGUAAUUGUUUUUGUAUUAUUUGAGUUUUCAGCCAUUUGAAGUGAUAUAUUUGCUCACUUACACAAUGUAAGAAAUCACAUAAUCUCACAAAAUAUAUACACAAUUUUUUGUAUAGUUUUAAGUAUGGUGCAAGUUUUCAGUUUGUGAAAUUAACCUGAUCCAUUUUAUUGGAGCGAUGCAUCGUCUGGAAUAUCAUGAGGCAGUCAUCAAAUUAACAUGUUCUGUAUACAUUGCAUACUUAAUGGCGGCGUAAAAACUUAUCCUAUUUUACGUAGCAUGCCUAUAUUAAGAUUAUAUACUAUUUAACUCACAUUACAAAUCUUACGACUUUCUAUUCAUGGUAAAAUUUACGUGUGAAAAAUGAGCAAAAUAAGUUUGUCUCUAAUAUUAAAGACCUAUUUUUACAUAGAUCAAGCAAAAAAUAUUCCUUAUGAUAUAACCUAUACCAGUGAAAGAGUGAUAGUUUGAUAUGAACUUGUUUCGAACAAUUUUUACUAUUUUAAUAUUCUGUGAUGAACACACUUUAAUAUUGUUUUUUAAGAGUAUUUUUAACGAAUUAGACACUGAUCGUAAGCUAUGACUGAAAAUUUAAUUAUAUGUACGCUUUUUUAUAUUUUAUUUUUAUUUACGUUACAUAUAUAUAAAUAGUAAGGCGUACUUGAAUUAUUUAUUAGUUACAGAAAACAUGAUCUAGCCUCAGUGAUAUUUUGCCAAAAUGUUAAACUGUGAAAUUGAGCCUAUUGCACAAUUUGAGUGAUAGUAUUAUUUUAUGUAUAUAUUUUUGUCAAGUUACUGUUUGUGAAAAUAAAAUCACGUCUUAUAUUUGUUGUAUUUAUUCAUCGUGCAAGGUUUAUACAGGGUGUCUUAGAAAUAACACGCCAGAGUGACACGGGAGGUAGAUUGGCUUCAGAUCAAUCAGAAAUUGAAAAAAUAUCUCAUGGAAAACCAGAAUUCAUAGUAGUGAAAUUUUGUAUAUAUAAGACAUAAUAUAUUUUGUUAUAUACUGUGUAAUAUGGAUAUUGUGGACAUUGUAGCAUUAAUGCUAAAUAAAUCUGAAACAAACAAAUAAAAUCAACAUGACCUUAGUAAAAGUGUUCUAGUUUUCGAGAUAUUCCCACUUUUAGAUGUUUUUCAGAAAAUCACUACUUUUUGCUCCUUUUUGUCUGUUAUAGCUAUAAAGAACUUCUAACCUACGAGUUUUUAUCUGGGCCACCAUUAAUAGUCUGUUGAGACAACCCAGUAUGCAUUUCAUUGAAAACUAGCGCGGUAUGCUGAACAAAAUUAAUAUAUUUUGUUUCAAUGAGAAAACCUUUACUGAAGUUUGACUACUGUGAAAAAACUGUACCAGAGUGAAUCGGCAAAUUAUCUUAAAAACUAGCCUAUUAAAUGUUCUUUUAAAAAUAGUAUAACAUUUGUAGGUUCUUGCUACUAAAAAUUGAAUAAUUCCAAGUUUUGUCAUUGAAGUAAUAUUUGCGAAAUACUACAAAUAAAAAAUAAGUGUAGUCGUCUUUUGUAUCCAAAUCACUAAGGAAUGAAACGACCUAGCAGCGAAAGAGCUAAAUAACACGUGUGUAGCACUAACAAAAGGAGCAGUACUAAAUUAACCCUGCGCGUGCGCUGCGCAGGUACCACUUCUGUUCCUCGAGGUGACAUAAUGCUACUGACCGAACAAUGAAUGUGAAAGCGAGAUAGUCAAUGUCAUGUCAUGUUUGGAUCGUUUCAUUACUGAAGCCGCGUUCUCAUUAGUCAAUCAAUUAUAAUGAAUCUAUGCAAUUGAAGUGAAAUAGUCUGUGAGCAUCGCGUCAACCAUAUUGCUCUAUCGAUUUGCACAGCGUGAUCAAAUUUACCAUUCAUUCUAUGUUCAAUGGCAUAGAUUUAUUAUUAUUGAUCAAUACCAUUGACUAAUGAAAUCCCGCGUUUAGUGAUUUGAAUAUAAAAGAUGGCUGCACUUAUUUUUUAUUUGUAGUAUUUCGCUAGUAAUACGACUUCAAUUGCAAAAAUUGGAAUUAUUCAGUUUUUAGUAGAAAUAACCUACAAAUGUUAUAUUAUUUUUAAAAGAGCAUUCAAUAGUCCAGUUUUUUAGAUCAUUUGCCGUUUCAGUCCGGUGCAUUUUUUUCACAGUAAUUAGUCAAACUUUAGUGAAGGUUUUCAAACAAAAUCUAAUAAUUUUUUUAGCAUACCGUGCUAGUUUUCAACGAAGUGAAUACUCGAUUGUCUCAACCAACAAUUAAUGGCAGCCCAGGAAAAAAAGGAGCACAAGUAUGGAUUUUUUGAAAAAACUUAAAAAUGGCAAUAUCUCGAAAACUAGAAAACUUUUACCACGACCUUGGUAUCUGAUUGAUCUGAAGCCAAUCUACCACGUGUGUCACUCUGAGUGUUAUUUCUGGGGCACCAUGUAUAUCUCCAUCCCUUUAUGUUUACUAGUUUUCUCACACUUUAACCAUCCAUCAAUUACUUGUCUUGAGUAAAAUCAACCCAAGGUUGAUUUUUGCGCGUGUAUUGACUUGCUUGAGAAAAAUAUAGUGUGUUUGUAUACUUGACGACCACAAGAGGUCCGAUUUCACAAACACUACAUCUUACAUGGCAAUUUACUCCAAGUAAAAGCUAAAUAUUUUCUGUUGUUGUCGGAGUUUAUAAUCAACAUUUCUGGAAUCUGCAUUGGAAGUUACAAAUAGUAGGCAUUGUUAAUUAAAAAAAAAACAAAAAUCUAAGUGCUUUAUUCAACGAAUUAACCUAAACAGGAAGAAUAAUUACACAUAAUAUCAUACAACUAAACACUAGAUUCGCGAUGAAAUAAAUCACAAUUUUUACCCAUAUAAAUUUAUAGCAAUUCAAACAUUUAUCUAUACAAAAAUUAUCUAUUUUACAAUUUGAUCUGUUGGGUCACGCAAAAUACUCUUGGCUGCGCCAUAAGAUACUGUACAUACAUCACUUCUCAAAAAUUAAAUAUACGUACCUGACUUAUACAGCGCUUUUCAAAAGCUCUGCCUUAUUUUUAUUUUUUGAACGGAUCAAGUUAUCAAGCUAAAAGGCGAUAAAAUGAUACAUGAAUAGUAUUUUUGCGUGAAAGUGGCAAUUGAAAAUUUCAAGAUGGAGGUUGGGCACCAUCUUGGAAC